GUGGGCAGUUCGUUCAUUCAAUUUUCAAUUUCAGUAUAAAAUUGAUUUCACGUUAUAAUAUGUAACUGUAAUAAAUAUUCAUUUAAAAAAAUACGAGUUUACCCUAGAUUUCCUGUUUUCUGGAAUGAAAAAAAUGAUUUAUUACCAUAAAUGUGUUAUUUUUAAAACUGAACAAGACAUAAAUUUCAAAAUCACUGUUUUCACUUUAUUUUGGUGAUUGAGAAGGUGAAAAUGUGAUUACACUUUUGAGCCAACUGUCCACGUGACCUGGUGAUAUUUUGGCGGAUUUUUUAAAACAGCCAUUUUGAAGCCAUGGACGACAUCGUUCAUCCUGACUAUAUUAGAGAUCUCGUACUGAAAAUGAAAUGGACGCACAAAAGGAUAAGCGAAGAGUUGAGAAGGAAAUAUCCUGAUUUAAGGGGUUUAAGUGAAAUGAGUGUUAGAAGGUUUUGCUAUAAACACAGCAUCCACCGAACGUCUAGAAUAAGUGAUGGAGAGCUCGAUGUUGCCGUUUUUAAUGCAGUGUCCAAGGUUGGUCCAACAUACGGACGAAAAAUGAUAAAAGGAAAGCUAGAAGCGGAAAAUAUAAAAGUUCACGACAAACGAAUUUCUGCAUCGUUGACAAGAGUGACACCAGAAUAUCAACAGCUUAGGAGGCAAAACACUGCAAGGCCAAUCAUCAUGAGGUAUGGCCUUUGGGACCAAUUAAGAAUUGAUUGCGGCAAAGAAUUUUAUUUGAUGCUCCAUAUUCAGCAAAGCUUGGCUARCUUCAGGUACAACACAUUACGAGCACCCUAUAUCCAAACUCCAUCAACAAAGAAUCACAUUGCAGAGAGAAAAUGGGUAGAAAUGAACAGCAGGAUUAAUUAUCCCAUWAAAGCUCAUCUCAAUAAAAUGGUUGAAGAAGAGUUAAUUGAUAUGAGGAAUGAAAUUGACAAGUACUGUGUGUCUUGGGUUACAAUGCAAGUUGUCCAGGCAGGGGUAAACGAAUUAAUUCCUGCAUGGAAUUAUCACAGUAUUCCAGGGAAAGGCAGACCUAUUGACCUCAUAAUGAAGGAUAGCAGGGCAGUAGCAGUCCCAGAAAGUGUUAUCCCUACACCUGAAAAUGCGCUUCAGCAGUACGAAAGGAGUGGGGGGAAAUUAAAGAGCUUCAGUGAAUUUGGAAAAGAUCCACUUUCAGAAAGCCAUCAUCUASAAGAAGUUAGGAGCAAAGAAUUUGAAAAGUACCCUUCUUUUGAUAAGGUCUUUAAUAGAAUGGUCAAUAAUGAUCCCAGUCUCCUGAGACAGAGCAUUCAAGCUAUGAUUACUAUUACAAAAAAUCUUGCAGUUCAGGUAGUCUAAUCUUAGCUUAUAACUUUUCAACUAUUUAACAUGUAAACCUCAACUAGUUGGUUUCAUAAUGGGAUUACUAUUUUGAAGCUAUAGUAGCAAGGUUAUUAUUUGUUUCAUUGUUUAUUUUGGUACCUUAAAAAUUAGUGCCUUACUUUCCAUAACGUCUUUAAAUAAUAUUGUCAAAAAUGACUUCAAUUUGAUAGUUCUAAGACCAAGCAUAACCAAGCUAUGAUUACCAUUACAAAAACAAAAAACAAAACAAAACAAAAAUUGCAAUAUCAGAUAGUCUGAUCUCAGCUUAUAACUGUUCAACRAUUUAACAUGUUAAACUCAACUAGUUGUUACUAUUAAACAGUCUUGUCAUGUGAUCAUAUGCUGAA
This is a messenger RNA of Actinia tenebrosa (Australian red waratah sea anemone), 1712 nucleotides long. RefSeq lists its product as uncharacterized. Lineage: Eukaryota; Metazoa; Cnidaria; Anthozoa; Actiniaria; Actiniidae. The record is from RefSeq and is a predicted model, not a curated record.